CCAGCAGCUGCUGCAGAGUGAGAGCUCUCCUCCCUCCCACCCACGUCUCACCUCACGUCACCCUCCUGUGCCUGCACUAACCAAGGCCACCAAGAGCCAGGCUGCUGCCUGCUGCGUGUGUCACUAACCUUGUACCCGAGGGCAGCUCACUGCUGGACUUCCCUCGGCUUAUGUGGCGGCCCUGUCCUGCUGGUGGUCUGGUGAAGGCAUGCAGAGGGUUUCUUCCUCCAUCUCCUGGCUGUCGUGGGCACGAGGACUGUAGCACCAGGCCCUAUGCUAGCUGAGUGCUUGAAUGACCUGAGGUUGGCUUAUCUGGGUGGCCAACCAGCCUGAAGUUCAGUGGGCUGAGCAUGCCAGCUGGAGUAGGAAACCAGGCCUGGGAGGUAACCGUGACUGCUGCCGUGUGCUUACUGUGUGGGAGCCAGCACCGAGACUAACCAUAGAGGGGGCUCAUGAGUGUUCAAAGGGAGGUGAGGGGAUGGGACAGGUUUCCAGGCUCCCUGUGCCCUCGUGAUGCAGCACACUGGCCUGCUAAGGGUUUGGUUGCCAUUUCCUGGCUUCUUAGCUUCCUGCAUGUUGCCCAGCAUGCUGCCUCUGAUCACAGGGUGUCCAGCUCUUCCAGCCCUUAGGCACAGCGGUGCUGCACUCCUGUGGGUAGAGGUGCAGUGGUGGCAGCAAUAUGGCCGUUCCGCUCCCACACACUGGUGUUAAUGGGUUUUGGAGAGGCCCAAAGCACUGUGGGUUGAACACCAGAGGGCAUGGUUGCUCUUCUGUACUGCGCCUUAGAGGGCUGCUGCAGGGGGAAGGGCUCUUCAGGCUCUUUUCCUGGUGCUUGCUUGGUCUGGGUGUUGUGGGAUGGCCCUUCUGUGGGCCUUGUCUCCUUGGUCAUAGGCCUUUGCUGCAUUUUUUGUCCUCUCUUCUGCAAGAGCAGCACUCAGUGCUCUGAGAUUGGGCAGACAAAGGUGGCAGAGCAGUGACCAGCAGCUGGGCCUUCAUGGCAGGGGCUCCUCACGCCCCUCAUGGCUCCUGGGUGGGAGCACAUGUUGUGCAACCCAUGCUUUUUGAAGCAAUAAGGCUGGUGCUGGGGCUUGCUGGGAGCAGUGAAACAGGGCGAGCAGAGCAAGGUGGCCCUGCGCUUACCAUCCUGCGAGGUGCCAGCCCAUGUCCCGAAGGCAAUCCGCUCUGCCCCAGUGGUGCUGUUUCACCUGGGGUCUCCUCCACAGUACAAGCGCCCAUCAGAGGGUGUGAGGCAAGUGGGCAAAGGGAUACAGGGCUGAGGGAGAGAGGAGGAAAGGAAGCACGUGAGGGCAGACAUGCGGAAGGCAAUCAGAGCAAAAAGGGUGGAGGAAAAAAGUCGACUUCUCUUCCUGCCCUACCAUUUGUAAUGGGGACAAGCUGACCUUUUGCAAAACCGAGAAGUGAGGGGUUUAACACUGCUGAGCUACUUCAAUCUGUACAUGGGACAGGGAGAAAAAGGCUGAGUAACACUGCUACAUGGUGAAACAGAUGCCACAGAUGGGACUAGAUACCAGCAACAGGGUCACAGUUAAACCAACAAGCGCCUUUCAGCCCAUGAGUUGGAGCUUAGUCACAGGGUCAUGGUGAAGGCUGGUGAUGUGAGGACAGGAGGUGCCUUCCUGCCCCAGGCUCAGUGUGGGGUCCUAGCUCCUCAGAGCGCUGAGCCUUCCCCAGUUCUCUGGCCCUGCUUCUUUCUUGCAGGGCCUGGCCAUGGCCACCGCUUGCUGUGGGGUUUGGGUGCGUUUCCCUCACGGGAAGCUGGGCUCAGGGCUGCGUGCAGCUCAGUGCUUGUUAACAGGAGACGGACAGCUAGUCACAUCAUGAUUUUGGUUUCCUCUUUGGUAAAUGCAAUGGGAAAACACUCUGCCAAGCCCCAGCAAGCAGAUCUCAGUGGGGACAUCUCAGGACUCUGCUCCAGGGUCUUCGGUUGCAGCCUGCACCGCAGCUACUGGGUCAGCCGAGGCACAGGUACCUGCUGGGGGCGGCUGUCCCUCUGCCUGCUGCUGCUGUGGGGUCAGGGCAGAGCUGGAAUCUGGCCCUGGAGAGGGAGGAGGAAGGAAGCUGCCUGGUACCAGGAGCUGCUGGAUCUGAGCAGGGAGAGGGCAGAGCUGGUCUCAGCGGGCAGACACUUCCUGCCGCCUGCCUGGGUGUCUCCAGCUGCCAGCAGCACGAGAGCAGGGCUGAAAACACCCCGGCAGCAGCUCUGAUGUUUGCUAACGUGUCCUCUCCCACCGCUUUGCAAAGGCCACGUGCUCCACCUGCAUGACAGAGCUGCAGCGGAGACCUCAGGCCUGGCUCCCUUCUGAUUAAUGGUUUCCUGUGAUACCCAUCAGCAGCACAGCCACGGGAGGAUGGCCGGCCCUGCCUGCCUUUGCUGCUCUGGCAGCAAUCUCUGAUGACGUUUUGUUAUUGUCGUUUUACUGUCUUCUCUCCCCGGUCCCCAAAGAGCGCUGGGCACGGUCCAAGCACACGCAGGCUUGCACGCCCGCGCGCAGAAAGAGCUCCGGCUCUAAUUUUAGCCGUGACAUGUAUGCAGGGAGUGAGCAGCUGGGAGGAGGCAGGGUGUGAAGGGACGAGGAGGUCCCAGCUGUUGGGCCACCAUGACUCACCCAAACUGGUCACUGGCACUCGCUGCUUUGGGGUCUGGGGCUCCUUCCUUGUGGGCAUCCCAGGGCAAUUUGGCCACUGGCACGGCCUUUGCCACAGCAUGGGGGGGGGAACAGGCUCCUGAACACUGCCUGCUCCCAGCUGCUGGGGCUGCACAAAGGAUGCCCUAAGGAGAUGGGAGGGAAUGGCUUUGAGGGAAACUGUUGUAUCCCUCGUUUGCAGAAGGGGUUUGGUUGUGCAACAUCACCUUAGGGUGUCACUUCCAAGUGCCUGUGCCAGAGAGGGGCCCCCUGCUCCCGCACUCACCGAGCACCACAUGUUCUGCAGGGGCAAACCAGCGUUUCAGAUCCGAGGGGACAAGCGGCUGGGUGCCGGGGGUCCCUUCUCUCCCUGGGCGCCUUUUGCUUGCGCGUCCUUCACCAGGGGUGAGCCUGUCUGGGGCUGUGUGCAGAGGAAGUGCAGUUGGUUAUUUUAAUGAGCGCUGUCAGGGUUUGCAGCGCGGGGAGGAGGCGGAGGGAGCAGCGGAGCGCUCGCUCACCAAACUAGGACUUGGUCGGGGAGGGCUGGCCUGCCGCUGCUCCGCAGCCACUGCUGCCCACUCGUCACCUGCGGGGACCUCAGCGCCAUUCCGGAUCAGCCACCACCGGGCGCAAUGGAAACCUUUUUUAAGAGGCACUUUGGGAAGAAGGGGCUGCCAGGCCCGCGGCGAGCCAGCGUGGUGGCCGUGCCCACAGGCAAGGCCCGCCGUCGCUCCCAGGCUGGGCUGCCCUCUGCUUCACUGGCCCAGCGCCGUCGUGGCUCGGAGGCCCCGCUGCCAGCCCUCUCCUGUUUGCCCCUGCCCCGCCGCCGCAGCCCCCGCCGCCGCUCCAGCACCACACCGCCAUGCCUCAGCCCCCGCUUCGCCGUGAAGCAGCAGCGCGGGGGCUGCCCCCCGGCUAUCGAUGCCACACUGCUGGGGCCCCCCGUGCUGCUGGCCGGCCUCCUCCCCACCGGGCAGGACGGUGCCAGGGAUGCCUCCAACUCCUGGUCUGCAGAGGACGGCAAUGGCAGGGUGGAUCGGAGCAGGUGGUGGGCUGAGGAGAGCUGGCUGGGCAUGCUGCCCCGGCUGCGGCCGCUGCAGGCCAGGCUGCUGACACGGGGCCCCCGCUGCCUGCGCCGUGCCUCCUCCCACCGCCUGCCCACCGAUGUUGGCUGCAGUCGGGCUCCCCACGGCCUGCCAGGCCGCUACCGCCGCCUCAGCCAGCGCCGCCGCUCCAGCGAUGUCCUCUGGCCCGGGCUGCUGGCCACCAGCCGCACAUGGUGGCUGGCCCAGCAGUACGCAGGGGGUGCCUUCCCUGAGUGCUUGAGACCAGAACCAGCCUGCUGCCCCGACGGCUGGAGCCCCAGGCUGCUGAAAGCUAUUGCCAAGUCCAGCCUCCAGCACAUGGUAGCCCAGCCAAACCCCGUGCUAGCCCUGAGGAGCGAGUCAGAGAGGCAGAUACGCAGCACUGUGGACUGGAGCGAGACUGCAGUCUAUGGGGAGCACAUCUGGUUUGAGACCAAUGUCUCUGGAGAUUUCUGCUACGUUGGGGAGCAGAACUGCAUGGCCAAGCUGCUGCAAAAACCUCUCUCCAGGCGUAAGUGUGCAGCUUGCAAGAUCAUAGUGCAUACGCCCUGCAUAGAACAGCUGGAGAAAAUAAAUUUCCGCUGCAAACCUUCCUUCAGGGAGUCGGGAUCUCGGAAUGUACGGGAGCCCAUAGUUGUCCGACAUCACUGGGUGCAUCGGAGGCGACAGGAAGGGAAAUGCCGGCAGUGUGGCAAGGGUUUCCAGCAGAAGUUUGCCUUCCACAGUAAGGAGAUUGUAGCCAUCAGCUGUUCCUGGUGCAAGCAAGCGUAUCACAGCAAAGUGUCAUGUUUCAUGCUGCAACACAUUGAAGAGCCCUGCUCGCUAGGGGCUCACGCUGCUGUCGUUGUUCCUCCCACCUGGAUUUUGCGGGUCCGACGGCCCCAGAAUCCAAUGAAAUCCAGUAAGAAGAAGAAGAGGACAUCAUUUAAGCGAAAAUCCAGCAAAAAGGGUGCUGAGGAAGGGAGGUGGAAACCUUUUGUCAUCAAGCCCAUGCCAGCUCCUCUUAUGAAGCCCUUGCUGGUGUUUGUGAACCCCAAGAGUGGUGGGAAUCAGGGAGCCAAGAUCAUCCAGUCCUUCAUGUGGUAUCUCAACCCACGGCAAGUUUUUGACCUCAGCCAGGGUGGUCCCAAGGAGGCGCUGGAGCUGUACCGCAAGGUCCACAACCUACGGAUCCUGGCAUGUGGGGGAGAUGGCACGGUGGGCUGGAUACUCUCCAUUCUAGACCAGCUGCGCCUCAACCCACCUCCUCCUGUGGCCAUCUUGCCGUUGGGGACAGGCAAUGACUUGGCCAGGACACUGAACUGGGGCGGGGGUUACACAGAUGAGCCUCUGUCCAAGAUCUUGUCACAUGUAGAAGAUGGGAACAUUGUGCAGCUCGAUCGCUGGAACCUCCAUGUGGAAGCAAACGCCGAAGCAAACUCUGAGGAAAAGGAUGAGGCAGCUGCUGAUAAGCUUCCCUUGGAUGUCUUUAAUAACUACUUCAGCCUUGGUUUUGAUGCCCGGGUGACGCUGGAGUUUCACGAAUCCCGAGAGGCCAAUCCAGAGAAGUUCAACAGUCGGUUUCGGAAUAAAAUGUUCUAUGCUGGGACGGCUUUCUCUGACUUCCUCACAGGGAGCUCCAAAGAUUUAGCGAAGCACGUCAAGUUGGUUUGUGAUGGGACAGACCUGACCCCCAAAAUCCAGGACCUGAAGCCCCAAUGUUUGGUCUUCCUGAACAUCCCCAGAUACUGUGCAGGCACAAUGCCCUGGGGCAACCCCGGAGAGCACCAUGACUUCGAGCCGCAGCGCCAUGAUGAUGGCUGCAUUGAAGUCAUUGGCUUCACCAUGACAUCCCUGGCUGCUUUGCAGGUGGGUGGCCACGGAGAGAGGCUGUGCCAGUGCCGGCAGGUGGUCCUCACCACAUCGAAGGCCAUCCCCAUGCAGGUAGAUGGGGAGCCCUGCAAGCUGGCAGCUUCCUGCAUCCACAUCUCCCUGCGCAACCAAGCCAACAUGGUGCAGAAGACCAAGCGGCGCAACUCCAUGCCUCUGCUCAACGACCAGCAGCCGGUGCCUGAGCGGCUGCGAAUCCGAGUGAGCCGAAUCAGCAUGCGUGAUUACGAGGCACUGCACUAUGACAAGGAAAAGCUGAAGGAAGCCUCUGUGCCGCUGGGGAUCAUCGUGGUUCCAGGGGACAGUGACCUGGAGUUGUGCCGGACCCAAAUUGAGAGGCUGCAGGAGGAAGGAGAUGGAGCCAAACCGAAGACACUGUCAUCCCAGAAACUAUCACCAAAGUGGUGCUUCCUGGACUCAACCACAGCAGAUCGAUUCUACAGGAUAGAUCGUGCACAGGAGCACCUCAACUAUGUGACAGAGAUCUCUCAGGAUGAGCUCUAUGUGCUGGACCCAGAGCUGGUGAUCACGCAGACAGUGGGCACCUCUCCUGCCAUGCCUGACCUUGUCGACUCAUCUGCCACACCUCCUGGGCACCAUUUUGCUUUCCCUUCCUCUUCCUCCUCUCCACCAUGCUCUCCUGCUCCUAGUGCCGAGGCUGAGCUCUGCCUCCCACACAAAGAUGACCUGAUAGAAGCUGCCAAGAGCGGCAACUUCAGCAAGUUCCAAGAGCUGCACCGGGCUGGAAGAGACCUGAUGGUGCGAGACUCCUCGGGCCGAACUGUCCUCCACCACGCCGUCAUAUCAGGGAGCAAGGACAUCGUCAAAUACAUAAUUGAGAAUGCUCCUUCAGAAAUCCUCGAUGCCACAGAAGAAGAGAACGGCGAAACCAGCUUGCACCAGGCUGCAGCUCUACGCCACCGCACUAUCUGCCACUACAUCGUGGAGGCUGGGGCAUCGCUCAUGAAGACUGACCUGCAGGGAGACACCCCUAAGCACAGGGCUGAGAAAGCCAAUGACCCCGACCUGGCUGCCUACCUCGAGAACCGACAGCACUACCAGAUGAUCCAGCGGGAGGACCAGGAGACAGCUGUGUAGUGCUCAGCGUGCCUUAGCCCAACCAGCUUGGGCAGGAUGAGAAGAGGACGGCACCUGGCAGAGCUGUGAGUCUGGCCCAGCCCUCCCUACACGUCAGCCCCAGUCCCCAGAGGAGAUGGAGACAGCAGGGCUGUGCCCCAGGCUGGGCUGGGACUCUGUUUAUGAGGACUGUGGGUAUUUGGGACUUGAAGCCCUGCUCUUUGUGCGUCCCCCUUUGCCUCUCAUCCACCACAUUCCCCGCCCUGGAUGGGCUCCAUCCCAGAGCCCCACUGAGGCAGGCAGGGAUGGAGCAAUACAUCACCCUCGCGCAGGCGAGCAGUGCCAGUGCCCCCAGCAGGUUCUUACCUAUGAUCCCCGCAGGACGCCAUUGCUGGCCCCUCCGCCUGCCUGCGGUGCCGCUCCAUUAGGCACUUCACCUUCUCCAGAAGAAGCACCAUGACGUACUGCCUCUGAGUCCUGUUCUCUCCUGUCGGCCUGGGACUGCCCUUGGUCUCUGUGGCAGGAGACAAGUCCCUUGUGUUAGGGAACGUACACCCACCCCUUCCUCAGAGCAUCUGGGACUGACACAGCUGGAUGCAGGGCAGCUGCUGCCCUCCUGGCUGCUUUCAGUGCUGAGCCUGUGCUGCUCUCAGGGAUCUCACCGUGCUCCCAACCUGUGUAACCGCUGUAUAUGGCUUCUGCUAUCCCCACAAACCAGACUCAGGGUCUUGCAGGGAAACCUGGGAUGUCCCGCAGCCCAGGCACAAGCUCUCUGGAUAGGCUGCCAGUACACCCCCACAGGUUUUAGCAGAAAGAGGGAUUUGGAUGCAUAGGAAGCAUCAGGAUCCCCAGCCCUGAGUCAUGCGUGUGACAGGAUGGCAUUUGGGGUACUACCUGCCAUGGGACACGAGGUGCCAUCUGCCCUGCAGGGGCCAUGAGUGCUGGAGUAGCACAGCAGCCCUUGAGCAUGCACUUUUGCAGAGCAGCAGUCCCUGGCUGCAGGUUGCCAGCAGAGGAGGAGGGCAGACUGCUGUUGGCAUUGGUGCGUUCAAGCGAGAGGUGUGUGCAAAGCAGGUCUGGGUUUGCAGCUCACAGGUGGGGUCCCAGGAGAGGAGGCUGGGGCAUCCCCAGUGUGCACUCGCACCCGACUGUGUCUGUGCUGAGUGACACUGCUCACAUCCCCCUACAACACAAAUACUGAAGAAAAAAACGUAUCACGACACCGCAAAGAACCACAAUGCUGAUCAGGCUUUAGGCUGGGGCAGAGUUGCCUUUGAGGCCAUGGGGCAGCUGGACCAGUGCAGUGCAUGAGGCUACUGCUGGGGUUCAGUGAUUAAUAUCAUUGCUGUCCCGAUGGCGAUGCUCCAGCAGCACCAGGAGUUCCCAUCAGUGCUGCUCAUUUGUGGACAAACGCUGUCAUCUUCCCAAAGGUGCAAACUGCUGCCCCAUCUGGGGGCCCAGCUCCCCUUUCUCCCCCUUCUCCCCAGUUUGUACGUCCCUGUUUUUGUACAGGUAGUUCAGAGACACACUGUCCCCCUCCCCGCCAGGCCCCGCGCGCGAGCCGAGUUGCUGUGCAAUUCCGAGCCUGGCUGGUGUGUAGGCAGAGGCGGAGGGGUGUUGGUAGCCUUGUCCUCGUGGGGCAGGGGUUCUGUGCAAUACCCGGUUUGGUGUUCCCAGACGCUGUUGUAGGACUGUAUUUUUUGUAACUCUGUGAGUGAGUGCCGGCUCUAGCAGGCCCAGGGCCUGGCGUGAGCCCGCACUCCCAUCGCUUUUUGACUUUUGACUGUUUGGAUGUUGUUGUUUCUUGCCAUUGAAAUAAAAAAAAAUGGAUGUUUUAAUU
Molecule: messenger RNA, 8516 nt
Organism: Numida meleagris (helmeted guineafowl)
Lineage: Eukaryota; Metazoa; Chordata; Aves; Galliformes; Numididae
Gene: DGKZ
Product: diacylglycerol kinase zeta
Exons: 32
Coding region: 3278-6697 (1139 amino acids)
Biological process (GO): regulation of synaptic transmission, glutamatergic; lipid phosphorylation; intracellular signal transduction
Cellular component (GO): nucleus
Molecular function (GO): ATP-dependent diacylglycerol kinase activity; protein binding
Source: RefSeq, a predicted model, not a curated record